AUGUGUGUGUGUGGAUUUCUCCGUCUGUGUGUGAAGGUCCCCAUGAAGACGAUUACCAUUAUGGAGCUGUUGUUGUCACCCAAGGACGCUCCACUACCCCCCGGUGUACUAGAGAUAUCGUUGGGGAAUCUGAAGGAUCAGAGCAUGUCGAUGAAAUCCAUGGGCGUGUAUUCAGCAUCCAUACCUGUGCGCGGGCAAGAGCUAUCACAGCUGGAACUCGACCUCAUCAAGGUAUCUGUCGGUGCAGAGCUACAGCUGGAGGACGUCACUUUUGUAGUGGGGUGUAAUGAGCUUGACCUGCUCCUACAGACUUUGUGCACCAACACCCGCACAUGGCCUUACGACCCAACCGGUGCUGUGACCGUAGAAGGCGGUAUCAUGCACAUCCGCAAUUUGACCUCCAGAGUGCCUGGGGAGGAUAAGGACAGCACCCCGGGGGCAGGUGGCGAGGUGCGGUGGUCCAACGUCACGAUAAUGUGCCCGGUGGCCGAUAGGCCAGCUCGUAAGGCCUGUGUGGCUCGGGCUGUGUCGAGUGGGUCGGAGCUGUAUGCAGCUGCCAGGAAGGCCCUGGUGGAGGAGGAGGGAAACACGGUACUCCUGUCUAUCACCGGUGACGUGGCGCUACCUACGGAUGGCAGCUGGGUGACGAUUCCGCUGCGUCCGGACCAGCAACUGGUGUUGUUAGGCGACCCCACACGGCCAAGCACCAGUACCAUCCAGCUGGACCUGUCUGGAAUACCAGACGCGUGGAGUAUUCAACAGCCGGAAAACAGCAACCCCACUGCAUGCGAGGGGCCUCGACGGACUAGCCGGCCCGUUGCCUUGCUGUACGACCUGCUGCUCGUCAAUUUACCCUACCCGACCGAGCCCCAAGGUCCCAUGAGCCUGCUUGCUGCAUCCCUGCCUUGCUUCACGGUCGUUAGGGGGGUAUUGUGGAGCGAGGGAGCCACGCAGCUGAGUCUCACUCGCAGCACCAUUGUCGUCCCGGAUAGAGAGCUGAUCUUCCUCGCGGCAGCUGUAGGGCGCAAUAGCAGUGAUGUCUGGCCGGGGCAGCCGCAAGGCGGCUUCCUCAUCACAGUCGAGAAGAGCACACAUUAUCACCAGAUAGAACAGCAGAUGGAAUCGCAGCAGCAGGUCCCGGAACCCUCGGCGACUGCUCGUGAAUUCCGUGGGUCCUCGGACCCCCCGGGGCGCCUAUCUGUGCAAGAGCUCAAGCUCCUGUCGGAGGUACUGUUGACCGACUGCGUGCUCAUGUCCACAAGCAGCUACCAGCAACUGCCAGGUGCUGUACCGUUAACGCCCCAGUCAUUGACGUGGUUGCCGGAGCUGUUGGAAGCAAAUGAUCUGGAAACCGUCAAUCGCUGGGGCCAUGGAGGCCUGGCGAUAUUCCCAGGACUACAGCAGGCACUCGAAGAUUUGGUUUCCUGCGGUGUGCGCGACGGAUACAACCCCGUCAGGCUGAUUUGGAGACAAGACGACACCAGCAUCCCACAGCUGGAUGCCAUCUGCAACUCCACCGCGAUCAUGCCCGCGGCCGCCAGCACGACCGUGCGGGGACCCGCGGCCGACACCUGCAUCGUGGAUGGUUCUUCCUCCGCCAGCAGCGUCACCACCCGCCAGGGGAUGACGACGACGCGGCAGAAGGAACGAGGUCCACGACGACAUGCGUUCUCUGAUCUACAGGGUGCCGUGAGCCGCAUCGCACUUGCUCGUCCCAUCACCCUCCGGAACCUGGUGUUGUACAAUCUGGCGCCCGGUGGCGCAUACCCGGUAGCUGUAACGGCGCAGCAGGAGGGGUCGUCGCUCCCUUCACUGCGCCCCUCCGAUGUGGCCUGGGCAAAUAGCGCUUUACCCCUAUGGUUCUUCGAAUUCGUCAGGUCCACGGAGGCGGAUGUCAGUUGCCAGCUGACAGAGGAAAACUACAGCAAAAUUGCGACUAAAUCAACGGAUGUGCACACGGCAGCUGCGGCAAACUUUACCGACAACAACAACCUCCUGCAGCAGCAGCACACGACCAGCUGCCCUCUGAUAUUUCUGGAGAACGUGACGCUCGUUGUUCCGGAGCCUGAGUGGCAGGCCUUGGUGGCUGCCGUACUGAUGGUGCAUUACCCAGAGGUCUUUUGGCAGAAAGCUGCGCCUGCGGGUCGUGAACCCACCAGCAGUGACCAGGGGGCUGCAGGAGCUGCGGGGGACUCCUCCACUCCGACAACCCUAAAAAGCAAGCUGGCUGAGAGUGGUGUUGCGUCAACCCUUGUUGGCAGCGUCGAAGACACUAUAGCGAGUAUCGGAGGCCUUCCAGGGUCGCCAUCUCCGCCAUCACCCCCGCAUUCACCGCCGUCUUCUCCCGACAACGCUGACACAACACGGGCAGCGCUACUGGGUUUUGCCACCGCCUCUCAGGUGCUGUCGUACAACCACAGCUCAGGCGAGCUGGUACUGAAGGUUGCUCGUCAUUAUGGCUGGAUCGGCAGCACCGUCACGAUCACGCACAAGCUGCCUGCUGACGCGCCGGACAGCGCCAAGCUCCUGACGUAUCCCAACCUCUCCUUUCCACACCAGGAUGAUGACGACGAUUUUAAGCUCGCAGGCGUGGACAUCGACUUGUGGAUCGAAUCUUCCCCGAGCCAACCGCCGCCAGCUGGGGGAACCCCGCCAUAUUCGCCCCUCGCAGCCAAGACCCGGAUUGACCAAGACCCGGAUUCCAGCACCAAGGAACGAGCGGCCUACUACAACGACAAAAUCGGCAACUUACGCUCGGGCUCAUCACAUGACCACCAGGCGGUCGAUGAGGUUUGGAAAGUUGACAGCAGCAAGUCCUCGGCCGCGCUGGUGGUGCCUAGGCGCCACCGCGGCCCUCGGAGUAUGUCCGACGCGAUAAAGGCGAUUCACGCUGAACUCAGAGAUGCUGAGCUUCGACUGGAUUACGUGAUUGGCAGCGGUGCUUCAGGGGCGGUGUACAGCGGCGUAUGGCGGGGCCUGCCUGUGGCGGUCAAGACACGUGUAGUGGUGACCGAUCUGCAUGAGGCCAAGGAGGGUAGGGUGAGGCAGCAGGCGGCGGCGGUGUUGGAGGCCGCCAUCUCGCUCAGCAUGUCGCACCCCAACGUCGUGGUGACAUACUCGUACGACGUGAAACCGCUCGUACACGCGCCUUCAGAGGCGGACGAUGGCACCGGCACGCAGCAGUCUGGCAGCGAUGAUGCAGCCGCCGGCGCCGCCGCCGGCGCCGCCGCCGCCGCCGCCGCCGCCGGCAGCAGCCGAGAUGCUGCUGAACGGUGUGCGGCGCAGCUUGGAACAUGUGACGUCAUGAAGCUAUAUAUCGUACAGGAGUACUGCAACGGUGGCACGUUACGGAAGGCCCUCAACCAGGGCAUGGCGGGGUGCGUGCGAGCCGGGGGCUGCGCACGUAUGUUGGCUGUCCGUCUGGCGCUUGAUGUUGCGGGAGGAAUGGCACACAUCCACAGCUGCCGAAUUGUACACGGCGACCUCAAGCCCGAGAAUGUGCUGCUGACGUUGACGAGCCUGCGACCCGACUCAAGGAGCCGAACGGACUUCGCUUCUCUGACAUCAGCAUCGGCAUUAGCGACAGCAGGCGGUGGGAAGGCUGCUGUUGGACUCAGCGCCCCGGCAAUACCUGUUGACAGCAGCACUUCGAGCGGCUCGGCAGUGGCGGCCUCGCUGCCUGUCCCCGUGUCCGCCAAGGUGGCGGAUUUCGGUCUGAGCACCCGCCUAGCUGAGGGAGCCACACACGUCUCUGGAUGCUUCCAAGGCACUACCACGUACCUAGCCCCGGAGGUGGUCGGCAAGGGCCAACUCUCACCCGGAGCCGACAUCUGGGCGUUUGGACUGAUCCUUGUGGAGCUCUAUUACGGCUGCUCGUUCCAAGACGUGGAAACCGCUUACUCAGCCGCCGCCCCGAUGGGCUCCUCCUCCGAGAACUACGCCGUCGACUACUCCUUGGGGACGAAGUCGCAUGCACAGGCAUUUCUCGAGGACAUUUUAGCGUCCAUGGCUGACCGCUCCUACGCGGCACUUGCGGAGGGGUGCCUGGCAGCGCCCCCCCAGGAGCGGCCCAGCUUCAGAGAGCUGGCAGCCGCGCUGCGGACCUUGGCGGAGGAACAGCAGCAGCAGCAGUGA
Molecule: messenger RNA, 4134 nt
Organism: Volvox carteri f. nagariensis
Lineage: Eukaryota; Viridiplantae; Chlorophyta; Chlorophyceae; Chlamydomonadales; Volvocaceae
Exons: 22
Coding region: 1-4134 (1377 amino acids)
Biological process (GO): protein phosphorylation
Molecular function (GO): ATP binding; protein kinase activity
Source: RefSeq, a predicted model, not a curated record